Molecule: messenger RNA, 2715 nt
Organism: Caenorhabditis bovis
Lineage: Eukaryota; Metazoa; Nematoda; Chromadorea; Rhabditida; Rhabditidae
Source: the annotation of a GenBank genome assembly
AUGUCUCAAGAGGUAGCCCAUAAUAAAGAAGUAAAAUCAAAAAAGAAAAUUUUGUUCAAAUGCGCUCUAACUAACACAAUUUCUGAUGUUCUCACAAAUCGUGAAGGAUGGGCUCCAACUCAAAGUGAUGACUGGCAAUUUUUCUGGGUCACACGGGAAUGGAUGACAACGAGCUACGACAAGCACAAAUUCGGCGAAAAACAAUUAAUUUGCCAUUUUCGAAAUGAUUUUGAGCUUACUCGUAAAGAUUUUCUCAUUAAAAACUAUAAAAAAGCGCGGAAAGCUAAAGAGAAAAGCGGAAUCGAUGUGAAUGCCACAUUUAAUUUUCUUCCUUCAAGUUACGUACUUCCGGCGGAAUAUCACCUGUUUGUAGAGGAAUUUCGAAAAUAUCCAUCAGAUACGAUUUGGAUUAUGAAACCUGUCGCCGGAGCACAAGGAAAAGGAAUAUUUCUGUUUAGGAAGCUCAAACAUAUUCAGGAAUGGAAAAAGAAGGAUUCAUCAGGAUCGGAAGCUCUUCCAUACGUUGUUCAGAAUUACAUUUCGAAUCCUUAUUUAAUCGGCGGGAAAAAGUUUGACGUUAGGCUUUACGUGUUAGUGACCUCGUUCCGGCCACUAACUGCAUGGGUGCAUCGUGAAGGUUUCGCGAGAUUUUCGCACUCGCGAUAUUCCACAGACAACGUCGACGAUGCAUUCGUGCAUUUGACAAAUGUUGCAAUUGCAAAAACCGCGUCCGAUUAUGACCCUGAAAGGGGUCUCAAGUGGAGUCUGCCCAAGUUAUUCCGUUUUUUUAAAGCAAUACAUGGGUGUAGCAAGGUAGCAAAAAUGCUUCAAGAUUUGGCUACGGUUAUUAUUGAAAGUUUGAAAUGCGUCCAAAACUUGAUAAUCCAGGACAACCACUGCUUUGAGCUAUAUGGCUACGACAUCCUCUUCGACGCCAAUUUGAAGCCAUGGCUUCUCGAAGUUAAUGCGAGUCCUUCUCUUACUGCUUCUUCUCAAGAGGAUUUUGAUCUAAAAUAUCGAGUUUUGAAUCACAUGCUGGAUGUGCUGGACCUCGAAAAUAAUCGUACCGGAAAUGAAACUUCGAUUGGUGGUUUCGACAUUCUGAUCAAAAACAAUAAGCCAGUUGAAAAAUGUCAGGUCGAUGAGCACAACGGAGCUCAGUUCGUACCCACAUUAAACUUGAGGCUAGCUCGCCGGUGGUGCUUGAUAGUGACAAUGAGGAUCGUUUUCCUAUUAGUGCUGGUUGGCUCGGUCCUUCCUGAGAACUAUUUUGACAGCAGCGAGGAGGCACCUGAUAUUCAACUACAGCAUCUUGAUGACAUCGGCGUGAACGACGAGAAGGAAAAAAACGAAACCAAACAAUCCUAUGUGCCAGGAUCAUCGAAACGACUCACCGAAUACUUGUUAUCCAAGCAUAAUCCGAACGCACCUCCCGACGGCCUUCUAAAUGUUGAAUACGAGCUCGAACUUGUACACAUUCUUGGAAUUGACGAACUCAAGCAAACAAUGACAGUUUUGAUCUAUGUGGAUGAACACUGGAACGAUCCAUCGCUGGUUUGGGACCCGGCACUGUUUGGAGGAAUCACGAAGACCUGGAUGCCUGUAGACAAAAUCUGGAUUCCGGAUAUUAUAAUCUUCAACAUGGUAAAAACUGACAGGUUGGCCCACGAAGAUCUUCUAUCGGCGAUUCGCGCACCCGUCCGCAUUCACUACAAUGGAACCGUCGUCGCUUCACAUCCUGCCGUUCACACUGUGUCUUGCGAGAUCAACAUUCGACAUUUCCCGCUAGACGAUCAACGAUGUGCCAUUGAAAUCGCUUCAUGGUCCUACGGCCACGAAAAGAUACGACUUCAUGCUCACACGGAUCAUUCCUUGCAGCAUUACAAGAGAAAUGAGGAAUGGCAUUUGCUGCAUUUGAACGUCACCGAAGAGAAAUACGAGCAUGAAGGUGUUGAGGUUUCUGAAGUGAAGUUUGAGCUCUCAGUAAAAAGACGCCCACUGUUCUACAUGGUGACACUCACCUUCCCAUCGUACAUCAUGUGUGCAAUUUCGGUUGUCGGCCUGUUUGCGAGAUUUUCGACAACCGGCGAGAGAGAAGAGCGAUUCACUCUUGGCGUCACUGCAAUUUUGACAAUGGCCGUUCUCUCGUUGGUCGUCAGCGAGAAAGUGCCCCAUAGUUCGACACAUGUUCCGCUCCUCGUCGCUUACUUUCUCUUCAACAUGGUGAUAGUGUCAUUGGCGGCAAUGACGACGGGAAUCGUGAUGAAAGUGCACCGCAUGGGAAGAUAUGGAGAUGAGCCACCAGAGUGCUGGAUGAAGUUCUUCUGUCUUAGACCGAUUAAAUUAAAACCUUAUAGAAGAAAGUAUCUGAUGAAAGGUGACGAGCCAGAGCAGGUUGUUCUCGUAGCUGAAAGAAAAAAUGGAGAAAACUCAACGACGACGAAUAGAGCGGAAUCCAUUACAGUGAUCACCGAAGAACCGCCCCUCAACGCGAGAAUUGCAGCUCUUGAGACAUAUAUGAAAAAAAUGGUGAACCGAUGUGAAAAUAUUCAAUGCGAGCUUGAUGAGAUGGAUAACGAUCAAAUGGUUGACGUUAUUCGCCGCCGAUCGACAAAUGGAUACGUGAGAAUCUCCGAACGCCUCGACCUCUGCUUCAUGUUCUUCUUUUUGACCGUGGUUACUGUUCCUGUGAUCAUUCUCUUCUACUUGUCCUAA